Molecule: messenger RNA, 318 nt
Organism: Colletotrichum lupini
Lineage: Eukaryota; Fungi; Ascomycota; Sordariomycetes; Glomerellales; Glomerellaceae
Exons: 2
Coding region: 1-318 (105 amino acids)
Source: RefSeq, a predicted model, not a curated record
AUGCGCCCCUCCAUGCAGUUCAGCCGGGGAGAAAGAAAGGUGGAGAGCUGUUCCUCCCAAUUACCAAUACACAGAAUGAAGGAACGGAUGCCCAGAGAUGUUAGAAACCCCAAGACCUUGAAAGACGCGGUCAGGUGCGUCAAUGGCGACCGCCCGUCUGCUCUGGAUUGGCUCAUUGGCAUUGGAGGCGAAGCUGAACAUCGUCCCGAAAUCCCGUCAGACAACUUUGGCGCGGAGACGGCGUGCGGGUGUCUCAGUUUUGCCGGAGACUACCCGGCCUUUUGGCGAUAUUAUCGCGGGCUUCUGCCGUGUCGCUGA